Molecule: messenger RNA, 1566 nt
Organism: Onychomys torridus (southern grasshopper mouse)
Lineage: Eukaryota; Metazoa; Chordata; Mammalia; Rodentia; Cricetidae
Product: sperm motility kinase Tcr mutant form-like
Biological process (GO): protein phosphorylation; microtubule cytoskeleton organization; intracellular signal transduction
Cellular component (GO): cytoplasm
Molecular function (GO): ATP binding; tau-protein kinase activity; protein serine/threonine kinase activity
Source: RefSeq, a predicted model, not a curated record
AUGAAAGAGAACCGGACCACGGCCAAGCUCCCAGGCAUUUAUACUAUCUUAUGGAAAAUAUGCUCUUAUAGUGAGGAGAAGUCCACAGAGCUUGGAUCUGAGUCCAGUCUCCUGGAUCCAGAAAGCCUCCACUCUCAAUAAGUAGUCUUGAAGACCAUUGGCCGAGGAGGCUGUGCCAAAGUAAAAGUGGGCCACCACCACCUCACAGGUACCCUGGUGGCUGUCCAAGUACUUAAAAAAAAAAAAAAAGGAAGCUGUGGUGCUAUCCAGUCAGUCAUAUCUGAGGUAGAUAUGAUGAUGAUGACCAAUCACCCCAACAUCAUCUCAUUCCUGCAAGUGAUUGAGUCUGAGAAGAGAACAUAUUUCAUCAUGGAGCUGGCUGAGGGACAACAGCUUUAUCAAUAUGUCCAAAAGGCUGGCCACCUGCCGGAAAAUGAGGCCUGGGGGAUCUUCAGGCAAAUACUAAGUGCUGUGAGUUACUGCCAUGAGCAGGGAAUAAUUUACUGGGACCUGGAACCAGACAACAUCAUGGUGGAUGGGAAGGGAAAAGUCAAAAUCAUCGACUUUGGCCUUAGCACCCAAGUCAAGCCUGGGCAAAAGCUUAACUUUUACUGUGGGACCUACCCAUUUGGUGCCCCUGAACUCUUCCUCGGCAGACUUUAUGAUGGCCCCAAGGUCGACAUAUGGACCUUGGGAGUAGUCUUAUAUUUCAUGGUAUUAGUCGGUGAGGUCCCAUUUGGUGCUGUCAACAUACCGGAGCUUCGGAGGCAGGUUGUGUCAGGGAAGUAUCCUGUCCCCUUGGGCCUGUCAGUAGAACUCCAGGACCUGCUUAGCCUCUUAAUGACAGUCAACCCCAAGCUUAGGCCAACAGUGGAUGAAGUGAAAACACACCCCUGGCUCAGGAAAGACACGGAGGCUUUACCAAAUCACUGUGAAGAAAUGGUCCCCAGCCUGCUUGACCCUGCAAUUGUGAAAGCCAUGGAACAUAUUGGGUUCCAAGCCCAGGAUAUCAAAGAUUCAUUACACCAGAGGAAAUUCGACCAGGCCAUGGCGUCCUAUUGCUUGCUGCAAGGGCAGGCUCUCCAGGGGCAUGGCUGCACAACACAUGCUCAGGCCACGAAUCCAGAGGUGACACCAUUCCCUUCCCUAGAGAAUCCUAGCAGCAUCAGUGAGGACACAGAAGACAGCUCAUGCUUCCACAGCACCUCAGCAGAGGGCAAGUCCACCCACAGCCAGGGCCAGCGCAGAGGCUUGAGGGCAUGGACAAGGAGGAUAGGAAAUGCCCUCAUGAGACUGUGCUGCUUCUUCCCAUCAAAGAAGAAAUGUCACCUGUUGCCCUCAGAAAUGAGGCACAAGGAGGGCGUCUGGAGAACAAGCAGCAGGAGAAUUGGCCCUGUGGUGCUCAAAAGUCCCAGGAAAAGUAACUUCACUCCCAGCACCACCAAGUCCUUAAAAGUGUCUUUGAAGGGAACAAGCUCUAAGGUACUUGAAGGGAGGAAAACACAGAACCUGAGUGUGGGCUUCGGAUCCUUCUGGAUCCAGCAGCAUUUUAAGAAGGACCAGUGA